AAUCAAUCGUAGUGGGUCAACGAAUGUUAAUUAAACUGUAUGAAUCGUACAAUACAUCCUAGGUAUUAACGUCAUUCGAGUACAACUCAGUGAACUCAUCGUUUGUUUCUGUGUACGAUUCCUUCUUCUGGCCCAAGAGUCUGACUUCAUUGGAGUGGCUUUGCCAUCAACAAGCUCUACCUACCUACAAGCCAAUAAUAUAUCUUGUCAACGUUUCAUCUAAUCAUCACAACUGUUCGUCCGAUAAUAAGUAGAAUAAAGAACGGUGGUCAACAUACACAUCAGGCUACAUCAGGCUGCUGUGGACCUGAAUAAGUAGACGGUCUCGAAAUAAACGUCGCUCAUCCGAUCACCCUGGACAGUUAAAACCUCGUGAACACUUCAUUUCGUCACAUUAUUACUGGACGUAGCCUCGCCUAACGAGCCAACACAAGGACAAAUUCAUGCUCGACCGUCUUUCGCUCCGUUUUCGCUUCUCUCUCGACUCAGCGAAAUUUUAUUUCAAUGUUGCUGCUCUCUCAUCGUAGCAGUACUUAUUAGCUAGUCCAAGCUACACUAUUACGUAUCUGUUGGCUGCGGGAAUCAAGCGUCGUCUUUGGAUUUUAGCAAAUAUAAUAAGUAUUCGCGAGUGAAAUAAUAAUAAUGAUGCCUCGUUAUUGCUUCAAGUUGGAUUCUUAGCAGUUUUAAACAAUUGACUGAAGCAGCAACGAUGCUCGAUCUCGAAGCUUUACGAUCUUAGCGCAUUUUAAAUAUUGAUAGCGAUUAGAAUAAAAUAUAAGUAUGGCUCGGCCAAGGAAGACAGAGGCAAAAGCCUCGGAAAAAGAGAAACCAACCCCACCACCAGCUGUGAGAAAGUCGAAUAGGCAAAGAACUAAAAAGCAAUUGAAAGAGCUAAAAUUGAAUGGUGAUAUUGCAUCCCCAGUGGUCAACAAUUCCGAAGAUUCUAAACAAUCUGCCGAUAGUGAUAACAGUCAAGAGCCAUCUAAAAAAAAUGUAGUUCCUAAAAAAGUAGGUAGGCGUAAAAAAACGGUUGUAGAAAAAGAAAAAUCCACAACGGAAAGUGCAAGUGAUCAAGGUGAAAAUAGUGUUGAUCAAAGUGAUUUAAAUGUUAAUGUGUUGAACGUUGAAAAACAAAUGGAAAUCAGUGAUAAUAUUGUCAAUGAAGUUGUUUGGUCCGAAGAUGUUAUAGAAGAAACAAUUAUUUGUGAGGAAAUGGAAGUUGAUGCUGAAGUAACUGACAGUACUUGUAUAACGCAGGAUGAGAAUGUUGUGCUUGAAGAAGUUUUGCUGAUGAAUGACCCUAAUUUUGAUGAUAAAGAUAUCGUUGAAUACACUCUCAUAGAAACAGAGGAUAUAGAUCAGCCUUUGAAUGUUGUACCACGUGAAACUAUCGAAAGUGUAACAUCGAUCAAUGAAAACUAUAAAAAUACAAGUGACUGUGAAACAAUAGAACAAAUAGAACAAAGUGUUGCUAGUUUGUUGAUGACUGACAAUACCGAGUCUGUAAAAGAACCUAAAAGUGUUAUUGAUAUUUCCCACAGGGAAAGUUAUAGAUCGUUAAGGAGUUCAUCCAGAGGUAAAGGAAAGCCUCAAGAGUCAAUAAACCAAGCCACCCCUGACAGUUCAGUAAAAAAAAGGACAGACCGAACGAGUAAAAAAGUUGCGUCUGAUUCCGAUGGUAGAGAAAAGACAGUUAGAAGAAAAAAAAACAGUUCUGCUGUGUCUGCCAAUACUGUCGAGGCAAAUAAUACUCAAAGCUCUGUGUUACCAUUGCCAAAUGUUGUAGCAUUACUGCAAGAAGAUGAUACUAGCUCGUCAAUGUCUGAAAGAGCAGAAAGUCAAGAUGUUUCUGAUGCAUCCACUACUGACUCUUUCAAGGAUAAAUUAGUGAAUAAUAGUCAAACUGUAGAAGAAAAGAAUAUUUGUAAUUCUUUGGAUACAAAAGUAACACUUGAAGCAUCUAAAAAUGCGGUACUUGGUAGUGAAGAACAUUCCAGGGAUAGUGAAAUGGAUGCAAAAGCUGAUUCUGAAGAUGUUAAAGUAUCUAGUAGUAGUGAAAACAGCAAUGAUACUUUUUUAUCGUCAGGUAGUUUUAAAAAUUCCGACCCUAAUUUAGACAACAAAAAUUUAUUCAACAAAUUGAAUGAAGGUGACAAAAAGUCUGGAUUUAGAAGUCGCAGUGGAAGCACUGACACGACUGAAUCAGAAACAAGUUCUUCUGGUGUUCGCCGUAGUAACAGAAUCAGAACCAUUGGUUUGAUGAAACCAAGGUCUCGAGGUCGUGGCUUAGUUACAAAGACAUCUAUAGAAUCUUCUAAAAUAUCCAUUCAACGGGAAGAACAGGAUAAGCUCCUAAACAAUGUUCAAGCAACCUUAGAAAAAGGACAAAACAAAAAUGGUUCUGAUAACUCGUCAGAAACCUCUCAGUCGGACAAGGAAAAUUCUAGUAAUAAAACAACUGCUCCACAAGAUGUUCUUACACCAUUACCAUCUAUUAAUAAUGCAACUGCUGGUUAUGAUUCAGAUUCAAAUAAGCCCGUAAAAGUAAAAUCACGUUGGCGACGAUCUAGUGAAUUAGAGAUGAGCAAUUCGGAAGCUUGGGCAGUGAACCAACCAAACGCAAAUAUUCCCAACUCUUUGGGAAUCCAAGGAUUUUCAACAGGCAUCUCAGCGAAUUCGUUUAAUGAUUUCAAAUCACAAUCUAUUGGAGUGGGAUCGCAGCAAGAAACGAGAACGGAAAGCCAAGAUGUGGUGGUAGUUCCAUCCCACAGCAGUAAUACUAGUAUGGAUACGUCUGGUAGUUCUACUGUGAUUACUAACACUUCAUUGAUAAAUGAAACUUCUUCAACAGCGUCAACUCUCAAGUCAAUUGGAGCGAAAAUUCAUCUGCCAAUGAUUUCUGCGAACGCAGAUAGGGAGAUGGAAGAAAGGCUUAGUCAAUUUGAACAUUUGAAGGAAAAUUUGUACUUGACGGAACGUUAUACCAAUAAGGAAACGAAGCGAAUGCUAUGUGAUUGUUUUUUAACUGAAGAAGAAUUUGAAAGAGGAGAAUUAGCUUGUGGUGAAGAUUGUCUCAAUAGGCUGUUGAUGAUUGAAUGUGGGCCUCGAUGUCUUGUUGGCGAUAGAUGUACUAAUAAGCGGUUUCAAAAUAGCGAGUACGCGGAUUGCGAAGUGUUUCGCACCGAGAAAAAGGGUUUUGGUUUAAGAGCCAGAACCAGUUUAGAUGCAGGGGAUUUCAUUAUGGAAUACGUUGGUGAGGUCGUGAAUCCAAAGGAUUUCCGAAAAAGGGCAAAAGAAUAUUCAAAAGACAAAAAUAGACAUUACUAUUUUAUGGCGUUGAAAUCCGAUCAAAUUAUUGAUGCAACAAUGAAAGGCAACGUAUCUCGUUUCAUUAAUCACAGUUGUGAUCCGAAUGCUGAAACUCAAAAGUGGACUGUUAAUGGUGAAUUAAGGAUUGGAUUUUUUAUUAAAAAAUUUGUAGCUGCAGGAGAAGAAAUCACUUUUGACUAUCAUUUCCAAAGAUAUGGAAAAGAGGCGCAAAAAUGUUUCUGUGAAGCAGCGAAUUGUAGAGGUUGGAUAGGUGAUAAUCCAGAGGACAAUAAAGAAAAGUCAGAAUUCAUGGAUGAUCUGGAAGAUGAUGACGAUGAUACUGAAGACGAGGAUGAGGAAGAAGAAGAUGAAGAAGAAGACGGAGGAGAAGAAGAAAAAGCACAGGAAGAAAAUAAAGAAGAUAAUAAAGAAAUUAAAGAAAAGAAACCCCGGAAACAAGUGAGGAGAAAGAAAACUGAAAAGAAAGUGUCUGAUCACAUGGAAGAUGAGGAUUUGGAAGAACAGAUCGAAAAAUUAUGUCGUACUGGUUUGAAAAAUCGAACCCAUACUUUAACUCUGAGUCGAUUGAUGGUUCGAAGUAGAGAAAUACAACACAGAACACGUCUUCUUAAAGUAAUACAAUCCGGAGAUCACCCCUGCCGAAGAUUAUUCCUUGAUUAUCACGGUCUCCGAUUAAUAUGGAGUUACAUGAUGGACGUUAUCGGAAGUGAUACCGACGUUGUUCAACAAUUCAGAUUAGAGAUAUUGAAAACUCUGAGCACACUGCCAAUACCCAAUAAAACAAUGCUAAUAGAUAGCAAAGUACUUAGCAUAAUAGAAAAGUGGUCGAAGCAACAUUAUCAUUCUCCUGUUAGUGGAAACUCGCCAGAUGAUGAUCAGUCAAAACUGAAAUCGAGUAGCAGCGACGAACCUACCACUAGUCCAAUGGAAAUUGAUAGUAAGGACGAAAUUCAGUCUGAAAUUACGAGCAAUUCUAAUGCAAAUGACAUUAAAAAGCCUGUAGAAAUUAAGAGCGAUAUCAAAGGAGAAAUCAAUGAAUAUUCAAUAAUAUCCGAGUUGGCAUCUAAUCUUCUUGCUGACUGGUCAAAUUUGAAAGAAGUUUUUCGUAUACCAAAGAAAGAGCGGAUAGAACAAAUGAAAGAGCAUGAAAGAGAAGCUGAUCGCGGAUACAAAGAAAAAGUAGAAAAAGAAGUUAGAGAUGGUACCUUUUUCGACAGGUAUAGAACUGACAGGUAUAGUUCACGUAGUGACUCAGACAAGCGGUUGCGUCGGGGAAGAGACUCGCCGGAUUUUGAGCAUGGAAGGUCCAAAGACAAAAGAGGCUUGGAUGAACGGCCAAACUUGGUGCCGAUGCCGCGCAUGACCAAGUAUGAGCGUCGACAAUUGUUUGCCUUGAAGGUCGCGAAAGAAGAGGAAGAAAGGCAACGACGCCAGCAUGAAGAUUUGUGGCAGCAACAUGAGGCGCAGUGUCUUGCCCUUGGCUUGGAUCCUAACACGACCGCAGCAUAUGAUCCACAAACGGGUUAUCCACUCUUUUUCAACCAGCAAUUGGGCCAAUGGCAAGCUAUUCCCUGCCAAGUUCCAGAAGGAGCUACACCUGAGACUAUUGCUACCAUGUUCGCUGCAGCUGGAGGAUCUGAGAUCGUUUAUCCACCAGGAUAUGACCCAGCAACAGCUGCGGUGCCACUUCAGAUGCAAAAUGGGCCAACGACAGCUUCAGUUACUCAGCAGCAGCAGCCAGUGCAACCUGAAUUUGAACAGCCUUCUUUCGAUUCACUGCCACCCCCACCACUUGAUUUGCCACCCAAAUGGAAAUGGGCCAGAGAUAAGAAAGGUCGACUCUACUAUUUCCAUGUGAAAGACCGAGUCUCUCAAUGGUUGCCACCACCACCCGACCAUAUCGCCGUACAACCUGAUUCCUCCGAUACUUCGGAGUCGAGCGACGAAACGAGUUCGUCCAAUGACGAGGAGGAGGAAGUCGAGCCGCAGUUGGGCACUCCUGAACAACAGCUGGUUGAGCUUAUGGAGGCCGACGAAAUCAAAGUAGAGCAGUGCGUUCCCCCGGAACCUAAGAAACGUCGAGACGGACUCGUUCAAGAGAGAAUCAUCAGCCCCCGGCGAGAAGAAGAUAGAGUAGAUCACAAGAAAUACAAAGAAAUCAAAGAAAAAUUAAGACGACACAAGGAGAGAGCCAAAAUAAAAGAGCAAGUGGAAAAAAUGAAGAAAAUGAGGCGUAGCAGCAAAUCGAAAUCGUAUUCAAAGCAUAGUACAAUUACUUCCGACAUGUCUCCAACGACAGAACGGAAAAUCAAAGAUGCUUUUAGAAUCAGCAUGGCCGAAGUGAUGGUACAUUUCCUUAAUCCGUAUCGAAAAAACGAUUGUAAACAAGGAAGAAUUACAAAUACUGAAGAUUUCAAACAUCUUGCACGCAAGCUAACGCAUUUUGUCCUUGCAAAAGAAUUAAAACAUUGCAAAAGUGUCGAUGAGUUGGAGUGUAAUGACAAUGUUAAGCAUAAAGCUAAAGACUUUGUUCGAAAGUAUAUGAGUAAAUUUGGUGCAGUGUACCAGAAAACGGAUGAAGAUUAACUUCAACGAUAAAUUAAGGAAAGUGAUUUACGCUAUUUAUUAUCAAAAUGACUGUAUCUAUGUGAACUUUUCUUUAUUCCUCAAGUAUUUUUGUGUAGAUAAGUCACGCGAACUUGUGAAAAACUAUUGUAAAAUAUUGAUCACUUAUUGUGGUGGAUGAAAUGUCUCAAGAUAACUAUAGUGAUUGUUGGAUAUUUGAUUUUUUAAUUUUGAAAGUUUUGUACAAAUUGUUAGGUUACUAAACAUACAGGAACUUUUUGUGAGAUGUUUUCUUACUAUCAUUUUGUAAAUUGUUGAUAUGAACUCAAUUUAUCAUGUAGCAAGAAAACAAACUUGUUAAUGUAAAAUUUGAAGCUAUUUGUAAACCGCGAAUAUAUUAUUUAUAUAGUAUAUUCGCUUAAGCAUAUAUAUUAUUUAUGAUAAAAAGCGCGUUUACAACAUUUGUGUCGUUUGGCUUAUUCAAUCCAUGUCAUCCUCCAAAUAUUUUACAUAAAUGGAUGAAAAUUAUUAUUUUUUUUUUAUUUUUUUUUUUUUUAAUACAACAAAGAAAUUGAGGACAACAUCGAUCAGGUAUCAGUAAACAUAACGUUUCUUACCUAAAAAUUGUACUG
Molecule: messenger RNA, 6527 nt
Organism: Copidosoma floridanum
Lineage: Eukaryota; Metazoa; Arthropoda; Insecta; Hymenoptera; Encyrtidae
Gene: Set2
Product: SET domain containing 2
Biological process (GO): regulation of DNA-templated transcription
Cellular component (GO): chromosome; nucleus
Molecular function (GO): histone H3K36 methyltransferase activity; protein binding
Source: RefSeq, a predicted model, not a curated record